GCUGCCAGAGCCUCGUGGGUUGCAGCACUGUGGGACCCUCUCGGGGGGCUGAGCUGUGAGCCCUCGUGACCGCGGACCCGCAGGAGGAUGAGUGAAGCAUGGCACCAACCAGAUUGUGAUGAACUGUGCUGACAUCGACAUCAUUACAGCCUCCUAUGCGCCAGAAGGAGACGAAGAGGUACAUGCCACAGGGUUCAACUAUCAGAAUGAGGAUGAGAAGGUUACCCUCUCCUUUCCCAGUACCCUUCAGAAAGGGACGGGAACGCUGAAGAUAGACUUUGUAGGGGAGCUGAAUGAUAAAAUGAAAGGUUUUUACCGAAGCAAAUACACAACCCCUACUGGAGACACACGCUAUGCUGCUGUCACUCAGUUUGAGGCUACUGAUGCUCGCAGAGCUUUCCCUUGCUGGGAUGAGCCUGCUAUUAAGGCGACUUUUGAUAUUUCAUUGGUGGUUCCUAAAGACAGAGUAGCUUUGUCAAAUAUGGUAAGUUCUCGGUGCACCAACUGUCUUCUGAAUACAACCACGAUAAAGGCAGCUGCCUGAUGGGAAGAGAAAUGUGUUUGGGGGCUUAGGAAUGCAGUCUGUCUUCGUAGCUAUGAGUAAGCAGCUGUAAAUGGAGAGAACUCUUAAAAGAUGGUACUGUUAUUUCAGAUGCUAGCACAAAACCUAAACAGACCUUACAAACCACAGUGGUGCACGUUUGUUUUGUUAGCUGAAGUCUAGCAUAUGUCAUGCCACGUGCUGCUUGAUGGAGAGUGGCUGGGGGGGGGGGG
Centrocercus urophasianus (Greater sage-grouse) is the source of this 774-nucleotide messenger RNA. Its product is annotated as puromycin-sensitive aminopeptidase-like protein. The transcript has 5 exons. Gene Ontology annotation, molecular function: metalloaminopeptidase activity; peptide binding; zinc ion binding. Lineage: Eukaryota; Metazoa; Chordata; Aves; Galliformes; Phasianidae. Gene Ontology annotation, cellular component: cytoplasm. The record is from RefSeq and is a predicted model, not a curated record. Gene Ontology annotation, biological process: peptide catabolic process; proteolysis. The coding region runs from base 119 to 544 and encodes 141 amino acids.